Molecule: messenger RNA, 2547 nt
Organism: Plasmodium falciparum 3D7
Lineage: Eukaryota; Apicomplexa; Aconoidasida; Haemosporida; Plasmodiidae
Source: RefSeq, a predicted model, not a curated record
AUGAAUGAAAGAUUAAUGAAGGGAAAGAAGGAUAUAUAUAUAUAUUUUUUGAAUAAAAGAUACUAUAAUCCUCCCAGUAAAAGAAAAUGGAGCAAACAAAACGAUAAAUAUAAAACAAGAAGACCUUUAGCAGAAGAUAGUAAUGUACAUAAAAUAAAUAUAAAAGGAGAAUACUGGAAACAGAAACAUGUAAAUAAACAAUUUGUAGUAGAACAUGGGAAUCAAGAUAUGAUAAAUGAAAGAACUAGUUUAAAUUUUUUUGGAUAUCCAAAUAUAUCUUUAUAUAAUAAGUUAGGUGGUAGUUUAUAUAUUGAACAAAUGGAUCAAGUAACAUUAUGUAUAAUGAUUCAUAAAUGUAUUAAAGAAAAUAUAUGUGAUAGUUUUAUAUGGAAGAAUUUAUUGAAAAGAUGUACUGAUAUAUGUCAUAAAAUGGAUGGAAAUAUAUUAAGUUAUAUUUUUAAAUAUACAUCUAAAACUGAAUAUUACAAUCAUUAUUUUUAUCUUACUAUGCUUGGUAAUAUAUCAAGUAAUUUAUAUUCAUUUAAUAUAAAAAAUUGUUCUAAUAUUUUAUUUGGUAUGAAUAAUAAUAAUAAUUAUUAUAAUGAAGAAAUAUUUAAUAAAAUUAUUGAACAUGCUUCAUUAUUAAUAUUAAAUCGAAAUGAUAUAGAUAUAAAUAAUAUAUUGUCUAUAAUAAGUUCUUUUACUUGUUUUAAUAACGAAAAUAAGGAUCAUAUUAUACAGAAUAAAAAUUAUAUAAGUAUAUCAAAAAAUGUAAAUAAUUCUUAUUUAUUAUUUGAUUGUAUUUCUAAAACAUUUCAUAGAUAUGAUUUAGAUUUGAGUGAAUAUGAUAAUGUGUGUUCUUCAUUAUUGGUAUAUUGUUUUUUGGACCGAAUAAAUUUAUUUUUCCAAGAAAGAAGUCGAAAGGUUGUAAAUAUGUUAAUGUCUCAUUUAAAUAAUAAUAUAGAAAAAUUAAAUAUAAAGCAUAUAUCUAUAUUCUCUUAUGCUACUACUAUUUUUAAUAAAAAUUUGUUGACCGAUAAUUUGAAUAAUUAUAUUUUACCAAGAAUUGAAAAAGACUGUUAUUUAUUGGAUAAUAAUUAUUUGAGUAUUUUGUUUUAUUCAUUAAAAGAUUAUAUAUGGGAAAAGAAAGAAAGAAAUAAAAGGAUAUAUAAUAUAAUAUAUAAUAAUUUGUUGAAUGAUAUACAUUUGGCAUCUUUAGAUUCUAUAUGUUUAAUAACGUAUUCAUUUUUAAAAUGUGGAAAAAACAAAGAACUUCAAUAUAGGGAAAAUGAUAGCAAACAAAAAGGGAACCAGAGCAAAGAUGAAAUUAAUAAAAGCAGUGAUAUGUGUAAUAAUUAUACUGAUGAUAAUGUUAGUAAUAAGAAUUCAUUUGAUUGUGAUUAUAUAAAAUAUGAUAAUAAUUUUACUAAACAAAAUAUAAAUUUAAUGAACAUGGAUAAAGGAAAAAAACAAAAUAAUAAUAUAAUAGUAAGAAAGAAGAAUAAAGAGAAAAACGAUUCAGAUUCUCUUACAUUAAGUUAUUCAUUUAAUUUAUUUAAUGAUUUUUUAUAUGGUAAGAUCAAAUAUAACAUAAAACAUUUUAACAUGUUUCAAUUGUUAUUAAUUAUAAAAGGGUUGUAUGAAUCUAGAAUGUUGAUAAAUAAUAAGAUGGAAGAAUUAAAAUUGAUUAUAUUGAAAGAAAUACAAUUAAAUGUGUAUAAUGUACCUAUCCACUUAUUAUCUUAUUUUAUAAAAAUGCUUACACAAUAUGUUAUAAAUAAUAAAGAAUUAAUCAUUUGUUUAAAAAAUGUAAGUAUAAUAUAUUUACAUAUUUAUAAAAAAUUAUAUUUAGUAGAUAGUGAUUAUACACUAAAUGACAAAACAUGCAUCAUACAAGAAUAUUAUAAUAAUAUAGGAAAUUCAGAUAUAAAGAAAAAGGAAAAAGAUGAUUUAUGGUUUAUAUAUAAUGAGAAAAAAAAAGAAAUAAAUUCUUUAUCAGAUAAAUAUAGAAUAAAUAUGAAUUUAUUUAAAAAACAGUUUAAGUAUUUAAAUGAAAAUUUGGAUAUAAAAAAAGAAGAAAUUGAAAAAGUUUUUUCUUUUUCUCAAAAUUAUUUUUUUAAUUAUUAUUUAAAAGAAAAAGAGCUAGCCAACUUUUUUUAUUUUUGCACAAUAAUGGAAAAAGAAAAUGCAAUUAUAUAUUUUAAUCAAAUUAAAGCAAUAGUAAAAGAGAAAAUAAUAAAUGAUGAAUUAAAAUUUAGUCCAAAGAGUAUAUUAUAUAUUUUUAAAUCAUUAGAUUAUAUGAAUAUGAUAGAUGUUGGAAAUCAAUUUUUUAACUUAUUAUUAAAGCAAUUAUUUGAUAAAAUAUUUUCAGUUGAUAUAUCUUUAUGUUACGAAUUUCUUUUGAUAUUCUACAAGAAUAAAAUAUCGAACUAUUAUUUUUUAAAAAAGGCAAAGCAUAAACUUGAUAUGAAUAGGUAUGAAUUAAGUAAUGAUAUUGUGGAAGACAUGAAAAGGAUUCUUGUUCAAUUAAACAAGAUGCUUUCAUAA